This is a messenger RNA of Cuscuta campestris, 2528 nucleotides long. The record is from the annotation of a GenBank genome assembly. Lineage: Eukaryota; Viridiplantae; Streptophyta; Magnoliopsida; Solanales; Convolvulaceae.
AGUAAUGUACUCCGUAUUAGUGUAUAAGUGAGUUCUACAUCGUCCACCAUUUUGGUCCCAUGCACGGCUCAAAGCAAGAAAUUCAAUCCCACUCUUUCAAACCACAAGGGAGCUAAGAAAUCGGCUUCGCUUGGCUAUAAUUUGCAUCGUCUCCCAAACCGGCGCUUUCUGCACACAGAGAAGCCAGCACCGCCGCGCGCAGCGGUUUGUUUUUAGAUCAUUUCUCCUCUUGAAUUGCGCACUGAUCUCAAAUGUUUCACGAUGUCUUCCUCGCCGUCGAUUCUGAAUCCCAGCCAAAACUACGCCGCCGGAGGUCUCUUCGCCCUCGCACUCCACCGGGCUCAGAUCCACCAAACUCGCCGCGUGGGAUCUCCGUUGACGCCGGAGCGCAUCCCUAAGGAAAUCAACGACGGCUGUGGUUCCGUAUCUGAAGAUCCCCAAUUAUGGGCUCACCAAUCUUCCGGCCUCCUUCGCCCCGUCUUCAGGUUUCUAGAGAUUGAGGAAUCAGCUUGGUCUGGACUUGAGGAUACUGCUGGCUCUUCAUCGAUCCAGGAUCAUGUUGAAGCGUUUGUAAGGUUGUUACUCAAUGAGGAAACAGUUGGAGGUUCUUCAGAAGUAGAGGGAAACGAACUUGAUUUGGCUAAAUCCAUUGAUGCUAUGGUAUCAAAAUUGAAGGAAUCGCUUAAUUCUGAUUCAGAUUCCGCCAUGCAGAAGUGGUGUGCUUAUGAGGAAGAAUAUAGGGAAAGGUUUUCAACCACUGAAAAUCUGGAUGAAGGUUAUGAUCCAUCGCUCACCGGACAUGCACAUAUGGAGCCUAUGGCAGGAUCCAGAGAAAACCCAUUGGAAAAUAUUAAAUUGCUUUCAUAUCAUAGGAAAUUGUCAGUUCUCUAUGUACUUCUUUCAGCUUGUCUGGCAAAUACACCAGAAGACGAUAGCGAACGUUCUACUUGUCAAGUAAAGGGGUAUGAUGCUAGAUAUCGUGUGGCUUUGCGGUUGAUUGCGACAUGGUUUGGUCUUGAAUGGAUUAAAAUGGAAGCCAUUGAGACCAUGGUUGCAUGUUCAGCAAUGGCUUUACUGAAGGCAGAAGAAUCAGAUGGAGGGACUAUAUCUUCCGAAGAUUCAUGGAGUAAGUGGAAAAGAGGAGGCAUUAUAGGUGCUGCUGCACUGACUGGAGGAACCAUAAUGGCAGUUACUGGCGGUUUAGCUGCUCCAGCAAUUGCUGCAGGAAUGAGUGCUUUAGCACCAACUCUGGGAACGAUUGUCCCAGUGAUUGGAGCAAGUGGGUUUGCUGCUGUUGCCAGUGCAGCCGGAACUGUGGCUGGCUCCGUGGCAGUUGCUGCGUCAUUUGGAGCUGCUGGAGCUGGACUUACAGGGACUAAAAUGGCUAGGAGAAUUGGAGAUGUUGAUGAAUUUGAGUUUAAAGAAAUAGGAGAAAGCCAGAAUCAAGGCCGGUUGGCAGUUGAGAUAUUAAUUAGUGGAUUUGUGUUUGAGGAGCAAGAUUUUAUCAGACCUUGGGAAGGACCACAUGGAAACUUAGAAAGAUAUGCACUGCAGUGGGAAUCUGACAAACUAAUAACUGUGAGCACUGCAAUUCAGGAUUGGCUUACUUCAAAAAUUGCACUACAAUUGAUGAAGCAAGGUGCAAUGAUGACAGUGUUAAGCUCUCUCCUAUCAGCAUUAGCUUGGCCAGCAACGUUAUUUUCCAUGACUGAACUUAUUGACAGCAAAUGGGCUAUUGCUGUUAACAGAUCUGGCAAGGCUGGAGAACUGAUGGCGGAAGUACUACAGAAAGGAUAUCAAGGGCAAAGGCCAGUGACACUUGUAGGGUUUUCUCUUGGGGCUAGAGUUAUUUUCAGAUGCCUCCAGUGUUUGGCUGCAGACAAGAGAUAUGGGCUUGUGGAGCGAGUUGUUCUUCUCGGUGCACCAAUUGAAAUUUCUACUGUGAAUUGGGAAGCAGCCAGAAAGGUGGUGGCUGGGAGGUUUGUGAAUGCAUAUUCUACAAAUGAUUGGAUGCUCGGAAUCGUGUAUCGUGCCAGCCUCAUGAGUCAAGGACUAGCUGGAAUUCAACCUGUGGAAGUUGAUGGCAUUGAGAAUGUUGAUGUAACGGAAUUGAUUGAGGGGCACUCUGCUUACCUAUGGGCUACCCAAAGGAUCCUAGACUUGCUCGACCUUGAUGCGUAUAAUCCUGUUUUUGGUCGUGCCGCCGAUCAGAAGUACUAGUUGUUUUCAGCUCAACUUGUCUCCACACUUACUAUGCAUUAGCUUGUUUGUUUUGGUAACAUAACUAUGCUACCAUUGCACCCAGAGUUUUGGACGGUCUAGAACAUUGGUCUAUUUGUACAAAGGUUGUUUUGGUUAACAAACAUAACAUAAAAUGCAUCUUUAGUAAGCAAAAUAAAGAACAAUCUCUAAUGGUAAUCAAGUCAUGAUCAUGGCGUUUUUUCGUUACACCUGCUACUCUCCUAGUGGCUACAACUUACAACAACACUCCAUGAUCAUGACUUGAUUACCAAGUACUCUCACACCCU